UUAUAUAAAUGUUUUUAAAUAUUUUGAUGCUAACACAAAUCUUGGAAUCAUGAAAUUAUUAAUUACCUUCGUGAUAGUCUUAACUUUUUUGACAUUAAUUAUACAUGGAAACGUUAUUCCAAAUGAUUACGAUAUAAUUACGAAUGCAUCAGAUAUCUGUGCAAAUAAAUCUUUAAUACUAAGAUUUCCUUCUUCAAUAACAAUAGAUAAAUAUUUUAUUGCUUCUCCUGUUGUAAGAUGUAUUGACAUAAAAGGCAUUGUUAGCAUUAAAGAAGGAACUUUUGAUAACGUGCCAAAUUUAAAAUAUCUUGAUCUCCGAGAAAAUUAUAUUUAUCCAGUUAACUUCUUUUCUUUUGGUAAUCUUUCAAAUGUGGAAAUAUUACGUUUCGGUUAUCAAAAAAAAACUUCAACUUCGACAGAAAAUAAAAUAUCAGUAAUAAGGAAUGUAUAUUCUGAACUUCGAUAUUUGGAUUUAGACUAUGCGAAUAUCAUUGAAUUACAUAGUGAUUUGAUUUACAAUCCAUUCCCAAAAUUAACACAUUUAUAUAUUUCAGGGAAUAUGAUUCAGAAAAGUUUUCUGAAUAUUUUACCUAACACGUUAAUGUAUCUUAAUUUAAGCAAUAAUAUAAUUUCCGAAUUCUCGUUCGAAGGAUUAAAUAAUCUAUUGUCGUUAACCUUAGAUAAUAAUAAAAUCAGCAGAAUGGGAAAUGAUAUUAAUUUGAAGGGAUUGUACACGUUGAAGAAUUUAUCAUUGGCCAACAAUCAAAUCAGUGUUUUCAACAAUAAUACAUUUCAAUAUGUACCCAAUCUUCGAUAUUUAAAUCUUUGUAAUACUUCUUCGAAUUUUAAUUUCAAUAUAUUUCAACCUUUGAAACUUUUAGAGACUCUUAUGUUAGAUAAUAAUUUAUUCGAAGAUAUUUUUAUUUCAACAUUUUUAAAUAUAACUACGCUCUCGUUAAAUAAUAACAAAUUAAGAUACCUAACGUAUAGCUCUUUCAUCAACAUGCCAAAUUUAAGAAAAUUACACAUAAGCAGCAAUAUGAUUUCAAGCAUCAAUGUGGACACGUUUGAAAAUCAAAAUCUGUUGGAGGAGUUAUAUCUUGAUGAUAAUGAUUUAAGUUUUUUGCCAAAAAAUUGGUGUGAAUUUAUGAAGAACCUUCGAUAUUUAAAUCUGUCGGGGAAUAAAAUAACUUAUUUAGAAAUGGUGAUUUAUAGUUCUACUUUGCCUAUAAAAAAAUUAUAUUUGGAACGUAAUCCUGUUCAAUCUAUUAAUAUGUCAAGUAUAUUGCAAAUAAUACCAAAAAAUAUGACAAUUUAUUUAAAUUUAAUUCAAUAUAAAACUGUAUUAUUUAUCUUGAUAUUGACCAUCGUAAAAAGUAAAUGCAGCCCUAAAAUAUCUUGGGUUCCAAAUAUUAUAAAAGAAAAUUUAGACAAAAUAAUACUUGAUAAACAAUCUUUUGUAACAUGUUCUCAAGAGGAAAUUGUGAACUUAAAAGGAUUAAAUUUAAAUGAUAUACCAACAGAGUUAAUUAAAAGUAAAACAAUACAGGCAAUUUCAUUAGAAAAUAAUGAAAUAAGUGUAGUUCCUAAGGAUAUAUUUUACAAAAUUCCAAAUUUACAAUGUCUUGAUCUAGCACGGAAUAAAAUUUUAGCUGAUGAUCUUGAAAUGAAACAUGAUCGUUUGAAAACAUUAAUUCUCGAUUAUCAAAAGACUUUAACAAAUAAUGAUAUUUUUUUACCAAUCAAAAUAAAAGGACGAUUUCCAAAUUUGGAAACAUUAUCUUGGAAAAAUUUAAAAAAUGAUAUUUUAACAAUGUCGUUCGUGGGAUCAUGGCCAGUGUUACUCGGCGCGAUCCUUUUUCGUUUGCAAUUGGUAUACGGCGGACAAUAUCGGUUAUACGGUGAAAAUAAUUAUCGGUAUGGUGAUAAUAAUAAUCGACCCGUAUUUUCUCACACCAAUGCACCACCAAUGCACCAUCAAAUAGCAGCGUUUACUCAGUGUAAAAAAUGCGAACCAAUAAUACAAUACGAGGAAUGUAAGUCGAAUUCGAUACUACAUUUUGAGCGUAUUGGUAUAAGAACAGUUGGCGAUUUUUUCGUUAAGAGCAAAGAAAUAAAGGAGUUGUAUCUCGACGACAACGAGAUCACGGAAAUCUCGAUUAAAGCAUUCGAUUCGUUGGACAAGCUGAAUAUUCUAAGCCUGAACAACAACAAUAUUUCCAUUAAUAAAAUGCUAUGGUUCAACCAGCACGAUAAUUUGCGAGAUUUGAUUAUAAAUAACAACAAGUAUAACGGAAACGACACCGUUAUAGACAAAAUAUUCCAUCCAUUGCCGAGAUUAGAACGUUUGUCCUUGAAAAACAACAGAAUUUCUAAUUUGAAUAUCUCGUUAAAAAAUUUCGCGCCCUCGUUGAGGACGUUGGAUCUAUCGGGAAAUAAUAUGGAAUCGAUCGAUUUUAUCACCGAAUUGCCGGAAACUGUCUCUUAUUUGAAUUUACAUAAUAACUUGUUCUCGAACGUGAAGAAAAAUUCUUUACACAAUAUCGAAUAUUUAUUGCUAAGUAACAAUAAGAUCACGGAAUUGUGCAGUAUAAAUUGCAAACAGUAUUCCUUGUCGUUGGAAGGGAUGAGAAAAUUGUUGAAUCUGAACGUGUCCGGUAAUUGUAUCAAGACUGUUACGGAGAACGCGUUCAGAUACACGACGAAUCUCGUCUCGUUGGAUCUGUCCAGAAACGAGAUAGAAUCACUUCCAGAGAAUAUUUUUAGAGGCUUAGAAUCCCUGUUGGAACUUCGAAUGAGCCACAAUCGAUUCAUUUCCAUCCCGAAUAUAUGCGCGUUACAUUCGGUAAGACACGUGGAUCUCAGCUAUAAUCGAAUCGUGGAGAUAAACAGCGACAGCUUCUGUUUCACGACGUUCAUCGAAACGUUAAAUUUGUCCAAUAAUCAUAUCUUGAAUAUAAAUAAUAAUUUCGAUAAACUGCAAACGUUGCAGAAGCUGGAUCUUUCGAAUAAUUUUAUCAAUAAACUUCCGACAAUGUUGAUUCAAAGGGCACAAUUUCUCGAAAUUCUUUUGCUGAGGAAUAAUAGCAUAACGAGCAUCGACGAGCUAUUUUCUUUGCAAUUGAGAACAUUACGCGAAAUACAUCUUGAAGAAAAUCCGUUUUUGUUCUUAAGAUUUAACGAUUCAAUGAUAUACGUGAAAGAAUAUACAGAGUUGAAGAAUUGUGAUGUAGAAAUUACUGAAAUGUUAAAAAAGCAUGUUGUAAGUAAAGAAGAUGAUUCUUCGAGCAAUGAAAGCAACGAAAGCAAUGAAAGCAAUGAAAUUUAUUAACAAUAAUC
Apis mellifera (honey bee) is the source of this 3339-nucleotide messenger RNA. RefSeq names its product protein artichoke. Bases 50 to 3331 code for a protein of 1093 amino acids. Gene Ontology annotation, cellular component: extracellular matrix. The transcript has 4 exons. Gene Ontology annotation, molecular function: protein binding. The record is from RefSeq and is a predicted model, not a curated record. NCBI's taxonomy places the organism in Eukaryota, Metazoa, Arthropoda, Insecta, Hymenoptera, Apidae.